Molecule: messenger RNA, 7346 nt
Organism: Pelobates cultripes (western spadefoot toad)
Lineage: Eukaryota; Metazoa; Chordata; Amphibia; Anura; Pelobatidae
Source: the annotation of a GenBank genome assembly
AGAGUAUAAAAACUGCCAGCAUCAAAGAGUGAAAGAAGUCAACUAGAGUAGAGCUGUCCUCUGGUGACUAACUUUGCCAAUAAUGACAAACAUGAUGAACCCAAUAGUGAAAGGUAAUUUGUGUGGACAUUUAUAUUUAUAAAUAUAUAAUAUGUAUUUUCGAUAUGAAAAAGAUUUGGGCUAUAAUGUAUACUUCUAUUUAAGCUUUUACUUUUAUGAUAAAACAGAUAAAUGCUUUAUUUCACCUUAAAAGUGUUAUUUGUCUAUAUUCUAGAGAGAGGAACAUUAUGCAUUAACAUUGAGAUUCAAAAUAUAAUCAACUUGAAGCAUUCCAGGAAUUUAGUGUAUUACAUGGAUAAUGUACAAUUAAUGAGCAGAAUAUUCUAAUUUCCAUUUGAUUUUGUGGACUGUGAGAUAAGAUGACCAUAAUCUGGUCAUCUGGGCAUUUAGCAGUUCCAUUUAAGUCAUGGGAGACAAAAUACCUUUUGUAUACAGUUAUUGUGUAAGUGAUGUUGGAGGGCUCCCUAAUUUGUUUUCAAUUCCUUGCUAUUGUCUGUGCAGAAAUAAUAAUGUGACAUGGAAUUAUAGUAAUAAUUGCUUUGGUUGUAUGUGGAUGGAACAGAGUUAAAAGUAGGAAUAUAAGAUAGGUACGAAUCAAUAUCUUGGAUUUAUAAAUAAUGCAAGGGAUAAACAUGACCACAAGAUAUGUUCUGCCAUACCCACAUUUGUGAGGCAGCAUGAUGAGUAUGCCUGUGGUACAAUUUUAUUAAUAUGAUCAGUGGUUAAGUAUCUUUUGUUUACAAUUCUAUUUGUAUUGCUUGAGUUUUGGUGGGACUGUUUGUUUCAAUAAAUGAAGUAAAUAAAAGAGUUUUCCGGUGUCAUGCCUACUUUACCCUUAACAAAUGCCCUUAACAAACUUAAUCUGAUCUGAAUAGGUUCUCUGACAAUACAUUUUCUUGUAGAACUCCUACUCCCAUCACAAUAAUUACACAUUUGCAAAUAAGUUUUAAUAAAUAUUAGAUAUAUUACAAUGUAUGAAUAGACUAGAUGGGUCAAAUGGUUCAUAUCUGCCAUCAUAUUUGAUGUUUGUAUGUCUCUAUGUAGUUGUAUAGGGUUUUUAUGUUGUGUUACAUGUAUUUCAUGAGACAUUAACUGCUGCAACACCCAUCACUUUAAAUGUUGCCAUUUUUUUUCAGAUUACUUUCUCCCUUUCUUGACAGUCUGACAGCUGCCGCUCCAAUUAUUACCUAACUCACCUGUCCUACACAAGCAUCAUUCCUGGCUAGGGCACAUAUAUGAUUUUUUGGCAUAAAUAUUUCCUGUGAUUCUUUGUUGACCUAAUUUGCAUAUGCCUACCUAGUAGUAACAUCACUGCAAAGUAGAGAUUUCUGUGGGAAAAGUAGGUCUUAUGGCUUGACGUGUGUGUGUGUGUUAUAUAUCUAUCUUUCUAGAAAUGCGUAAAGUUAUACAUUUCUUGUGGUCAUUUUCUGCCUUGUUAUGAUUUUACCCUGUAGUUGACUUAUUUCUUUCUUUUUUUUUUUUUUUAAGUUGUAAUGUUUGUUAUGAUAGCUGGGUCCCAUUUAUUAUUGGAAAGAAACUGGGUGACUUCCCAUCCAAUUUGUGCAAGAGAUGGUACCAACUGCCUAAUGACUACAGGAGAACUCUUUGACCGUGCUGUUGGCCUCUCACAUUAUAUUCAUACACUAUCUGCUGAAAUGUUCAAGGAUUUUGUAAGUAUAUGAAUGAUAAUAUAGUUAAAAAUGAUUCUAUUUAUUCUAUAUAUCAUUCUUAUCAAAUUUGAGUCACUAAUAACUCUUAAUUUUAAAAAUGUACUUUAAAUACACAUUGUGAAGCUAAAAGCAUGGCUAAAUCUACAUGCUCAAACUAUUAUAUCACCCAUGCUUAUUGCCCCAUUUUUAGACAUCUGCAACACCAUUGCUUUUUGCAGACAGCCCCGUCAGUUAAUGAUGCAAAAUGAUAAUGUACCAACUAUUCAUCAUUGAUGUUUACACCUUUCCGUGGUUUUACCUUUACAUUUUUAACUCCAGUUUUUCACACAAUGUUGCUGUGUUACUAUGCCUACAUAUUCUUAUCUAGUCUAACCUUUCCUCGUUUCUCAUAUAUGUUGCAACCCUUGACCCCAUUAGCUCCACCUUUCAGUUGUUCCUUUUAUUUCUGUAUCUCCAUUUAUUCCAUUGCUUUUAACCAAUCUCUUACAAAUCUCCUGUCAGCAUUGUGUGUGCCUUUCUCCUUUUCAUCCUAUACACACACAGUUCCACUAUUCAACUUCUAAACAGACAGAAGUUCCACAUUUUAAGUAUGCAACAUGAAACAAUUCUAUAAACAAUGUAUAAAUAUAAUGCUCUUUGGUAGGAUGAACAGUUUGCUCCAAGUCGAAGGUUCCCAAAAUCUGUAAUGAGAUGUCACACCGCUUUAUUAAACACACCUGAAGACAAAGAGCAAGCUCAAAAAAUUCAAGUGAGUAAUUUAUACGCAAUUAAGUAAUUAACUACUAAUUAUGUCACACAAAAACCGUAAAUAUAUGUUUUGAUCUUAGCUUUUUUACUGACAUUUAAAUCUGAAACACGGUGAAAUGUUUCAAUAAUGAUAAAAAUUACAAAUGAGCAAGGAUUAUAAAAAUUUAAAGUUAUAAAACACAAUCUUUGUCAGUCUCUCCUUCACUUAAAGGAACACUAUGGACCCCAUUCUGGUGCAGCAUUCUGCAAAACAUUUAUUUAUUUUGUGCAAAAAAACUAAAAAUAUUUGAACAUGUAAAAAUGCAGAAUAUUAUUUAGGCCAAAAUCUACCAUACACAUUCAAUUUCUACUGGUGGCCAGAGCGUCCCUUUAAUUUCUUAAAGGGUUACUUCAACCACCUUCACAACUUCAGUAAUAUGACGUGUUCAUGGUGGUAAGAGUCUGGAUGUGCAGUGUUUCAGCUUGAAACACUGCAUAAUAUAGAUAUAUUUUUAAUUGUGUGCUAGGGGCUAGCUGCACGCCCAGCACACAUGACAAUGACAGCCUAGAACUCUCUUCCAUGCUGCCUAAUGUCAAUUGUGCAUAUUUAGUCUGAUCAUACAUUUUGAAAUAGGACCCUUAAAGAACAGAUUGUUAUGACCAGAAACACCAUCAUUAUCCCUUAAUGGAUUAAAAUACAGUUUUACCAAAUAAAUACAUACAUUGCAAUGUGCAUGUAGAUAAAUAUAAUUUAGCAUAUUAUACUACAUGUUUUACUACUUUUGUAGCAUCAGCAUGUAGGAGAGUUACACUAAAAGUGUAAGUAUGAGUUGUCUAAUAAUUUAGCAACGGUUUUAUUAUCUGGCUGCAAGCCACAUUUAGAAAAGCAGAAUCCAUAAAGAGCUGUGUAUAACAUUUUAUAGCUUAUUGACAGGAGCAUUAGAGUUUAGAAGCAGAUUACAAUACCUAUUAGUCCCAAGCAUAAAACAUUUGAAAUGUUCAGUCGACAUUGCUACCUCAAUGAGUCAAAACAAUGACAGUCUUUUUUUCAAGGAUAAAAAAUUAUAUUUGAUGGAGAGAUAGAGCUAGUCAAUUUUUUGUUUUUUGAAAAGAAAAAAAUACAUCACAGUUUUUUUUGAACAAAAAGAAAGAGGAAUAAAAAGAAUAGGGAGCUAAAAAUAAUUCUUAAAAAAUGUUUUUUAAAAUUACAUGGACGGCAAUACUGUUAUAUAAUACUAUUAUAUUUUCAUUAUUAGUAGUAGUAGUUUUAUGCUUUACAGAAGAAUACUAACCAUUAAAUAACAGACACCAUGUGUGCAUAAUCCUUGUUAAAAUAAAUUACGAUACAUUUUUAUAAUCCUUGCUCAUUGGUAAUUUUUAUAUACACUCUUUGAAAGUUUUAGCAAAACGUGGUAAAGAAACAAUAGGAAUAGAAUUCUGGAAAUUUAUAUUAGGAUGAAAGGGUUAUUGAUUGUGAUAGUUCUUAUUACUUUGUUCUCCUUUUAAUCUUGUUUUAUUAGAAAAAUAGACAGGACAAACCAAGAACAAAGUCCCAGUGUUACAGAUCUAGAAACUUGACAUAAAAUAUUUCCAAUUCUUGUCAUAUAAUUCCUCAAUGUAAUAUUUGUGGAUAAGAUUUUUAAGUGAUUUAAUAUUUUGAAUGCAGUUUACAAACAAUUGAUUUAAUAUUUUGAAAAAAAAAAGUCAUAAAUAUAUUUUUAUACAUAGUAUACUUUGUGAUAUUUUAAUAUUUUGAAAAAAUUAUUUGAAAAGUUUUUCCCAGAGGCUGGGCCUGACUUUCAUGCCGGACAGGCGGGGUUUGUGAGAGCACCCUACUGAUUUUUAUAGUUUGGCUGUAGUGGAUAUUUACCACUUUUCAGACCAGCUAGAUUCUUUGUGCUUGAUUUUCUUUGUGAUACCAAAGAAUUCUAGCUCUUUAACAUUGCAGCCUGGUGCACUGUGGUAGUGAGAGGCGUCCAAUCCCCCAGUCUGGAGCAGCCUGUGCUUCUGUGGCUUAAUAAUUGUGCCCAGUGUCCUUCCUCUGGACAGAUGAAGGUGUCUUGCUGAUUAUUUUAUAAGGUUCAAGGAUGCAGGAUAUGACACCAAUUGAGUGGGUGAAAUAAAGUUUAUUUAUUAAGGACAAAACAGAAUCAUCCUGAAAAAUUACAAGUCUUUAAGAAUAAUGCAGUAUAGUCUUUCUAAUUACAAGAAUUUUACAAGAAUAAAGUAAUACAUCAACGAUUCAUUUAUUGUAAAAUUACAUCCAGGCCCACUACAGCUGGGAAGCCCCAUUCCUACAUAGUGCAUCCACUCGUAGGUCAGGCUUCUGGCAAGGCUCAAAAUUGGGCUUGCCAGUUGUUGUGGGCCUAGAUGUAGCAUAACAAUAAAUUACCCUAUUUUGUUAUUUUGUGUCACUCUGCAGAAUGUAUUACUGUCUCAUGCUAUCCUUUUGUGCUGACAUUCCUACUCCAGUGGCUUUAUGCUCAAGUAUUUAAGCUUAUUAUUGCCCAUGUAUACAUUAUAUUUCCUUAAAAAUAGAUACUGUCUUUCCAUGCAACUAUUAAAGGAUCACUAUAGGGUCAGGAACACAAACAUGUAUUCCUGACCCUAUAGUGUUAACACCACCAUCUAGCCCACCUGGGCCCCUCAUGCCUCCAUAACUAUAGUAAAACUCUUACUGUAUUCAAGCCUGAAGCUGUAAAUCUGCAUGCUGUUAGACUCAGAAAAACAAGCAGUCUGCUGACAUGUGGUAGCCUGAUCCAAUCCCAGUGCUUCCCCAUAGGAUUGGCUGAGACUGACAAAGAGGCAGAUCAGGGGCAGAGCCAGCAUGAUUCAAACACAGCCCUGGCCAAUCAGCAUCUCCUCGUAGAGAUGAAUUGAAUCAAUGAAUCUCUAUGAGGAAAAUUCAAUGUCUGCAUGCAGAGGGAGGAGAUACUGAAUCACAGGAUGCUGUGCACAGUGCUGCCCUGUGCUCUGCUGACAGCAGAUCUGAGUGGCAGGAGGCAUAUUAUGCCUCCAUCAACUCCAAAGUCCCCCUGGUUCACUCUGAGUGACUGCAACUGGAGGUGUUCCUAGCUUUUUUCAGAAAAUACAGUGUUUACAUGAGAAAGGCUAUAGUUCUCACCUGAACAACCUCAUUAAGCUGAAGUUGUUCAGGUGACUAUAUAGUGUCCCUUUAAGUACAUUGCUUCUAAUUGAGAAUUGUAUAUGUUGUGUAUUUGAACUAUCAAUCUGCUCAAUUAAAGAUUGACAAAACAACAUAGUUAAUAAAACAUAUACAUUAUCUGAAAGUUAUCCAAAUAUAUUAAAUCAUUUUAAAAGCUUAUCGAAAAAUAUCAAAUCAAGGCCUGCCUAAGCCCUACAGUAAAGGAAAAGAUUGUAAAGCAAAUGCUGAUGCCAAUCAUUGAUUAUGGGUAUGUAGUAUAUGCACCCGCACCACAAUCCCACUUUAAUAAACUCAAUACAUUGUAUAACUCGUUCUGCCGAUUUACGCUACAAUGUAAUUACAGGACCCACCAUUGUGACAUGCUAAAAGAACUAAACUGGCUGUCGCUGGAAUCCAGACGCACCCUUCAUCUUUCCAGCCUUGUGUUUAAGAGAGUUUCUGGGAAGCUCCCACCAUACCUGAGCAGAAUGUUCUCCCCGGCUGUUCCCACCUCCUAUAGUCUACCUCAAUACAAAAGAAAGUGUCCCGAUCCUCCUUUUCCUACAGAACGCCGCAAUUUUGGAACUACCUCCCGCACCCUUUAAAAUCUUCCCCAAGCCUAAAGUCCUUUAAGAGAUCCCUCUCUACAUACCUCAAAACAGAAUGCACCUGUCAUGGUUGAUUAUAUAUUUCCUACCUGUUCUAUGUUAAAUUUUGUAUAUAUUGUGUAUUAAUAUUGUUUUUGUAUUUUAUUGUACCCUAAUGUAAAAAUGUAAUGAUUUGUGGACCCAGGACAUACUUGAAAACUAGAGAAAUCUCAAUGUAUCUUUCCUGGUAAAAUAUUUUUAUAAAUAAAUAAAUAAUCUAAAAUCUGCAAUACACAAGGUAGGCUUUAAAACAUUUAGACUACACUAGUAGCAGGGAAUCAUGAUGAACUUCACAUACAGUGAUAUUGUCACGUUGAUUCACUGAAACGUAUGCUUAUAAUAGUCUUUUCUUUUUACAUAAAAGCAUGAACACUUGCUAAACUUAGUGAUGAGGGUUCUGAGAUCCUGGAAUGAUCCACUACUCCACAUGGUUUCUGAAGUACAAGGUAUCCGAGAAGCACCAGACACAAUAUUAUUGAAAGCUGUACAAGUUGAAGAGCAAACCAAACAGCUCUUAGAAGGAAUGGAACAGAUUAUUGGAAGGGUAAGAAUUUUACAUUUCAAUUGCUAUCACUCUACAUUCUAUUAGAUAUGUGAAGAGAUUUUAGGAAAAGUAAUAUUCACCUGAAUGUAUUACUCGAACAAAGCUUCUAUGCUUAUAUUAAUUAGAACAAGUAAUGUAACACACUCUGUUCCUGUGUUCUCAGAUUCAUCCAGGUGAUGUAGAGAAUGAACUUGAUUCACUGUGGUCUGGCCCUCCAAUCUCAAACUCAGCUGAUGAGAAUUCUCGCCUCUUUGAAUUUUACAACUUGCUUCAUUGCCUUCGUCGGGAUUCACACAAGAUUGAUAACUACUUAAACCUUCUGAAAUGUCGCCUUUUCCAUGACAAUAAUUGUUAAGCUUCUUUUCUAUUCUACAUACAUUGCUUGAUCACUAGGAAAAGAAGGAUGUCUUCUUAUUUAGCAAUGAAAUUAAAUCAGAUAUGUUGCUAUAUAUAAAUGAAGCUUCAAGUUAGCAAUUUAUAACAUAGCAACUUUUAACUAAAAUAACACUGUCACUAACACUUUUAGAAUGUAUUGCCAAUAAAAAUAAAAUCAC